UCAAAAUAAAUUCGAUACGAACGUGGAAAGUAAGCAAAUGGAACAAAGAAGCAUAAAAUUUUAGAAUAUAAUAUUAAAAUGAAUUGUACGGAAUCUUACAACGCUAAUCAUUUGAACAAUAAUCAUAAUAUUGGAUUCGACAGGGAAGAAGACAUUUAUGAUGAUAAUGAAGCUGAAGGACACAGCAAUGACGACGAGAACACCAACUCCGAACUAUUUAUCCGUCUGACAGAUAUGGUUCGUAAGCAUUACUGUAAUUAUUUGGAAAAGCAACUGAUAGAAAAUAUACAUGCUUGGCGCGCAAACAUAACUGAAAAGUAUGAUGCGGUUUCUAACUCUGAGCUUCCGAUUGAGAAGGCGGCCUUGCAGGAGUGUUGUCGUAUGCUGGAGGAUAGGGCAUUAAAGUCUUGUAUGCAUGCACGCCGCUAUCAACGCACUAUGCUAAAGAUUAUAGCUGAAGUUCGCCGCAAUACACAAGAAAAUCGUUUGGAGGGUAAAUUAACAAAAUUUAUUGAUGCAAAUGAAGACACUUGGCUAUUAUGCAGUCGUAAGGCAAAAGCGACACAAACGGACGAAAGCAUGUUUUUAUUUGAUUAUGAUCCUAAAAGUUCAACAACAGAAGCUCCGAACAAUAUUUGUAGUACCCCUUCUGGUUUAUCGUUGGAACAAAAAAUCGAAAUGUUUCAAAAUCGUCUCAAUCAAGAAACUGUAGCUAAAGUGGCUGCCACACAUAAGAUGUGCAGACCAAAAACAUCGCGACGCACGCCACUUAAACUUUCAAAAAACCAUCGCUCAACUCAGAGCAGCUAUAAUAAAAUAUCACUUGACAUUAGCGGCCGUGAGCAAAAUCAGAAGAGUUUGGGCGAAGGCUCAAAAUUAAAAUUGACUAGAGACAAUUCAAAAAUGACACAUGAUACAAGUCCGACAAAGCUUAAGGAGGUGAUUGAAAUGAGUAUAUGUUCUAUAACAAACAAUUGCACGCCGACAAUGCAAUUAAAUGCUGAUAGCAUUGGACUAGAACAAGAUGACGAAAUCGCUAAGGAAUUAGACCAACUAUUUAGCGAGGAAAAGUCAGAGUUAGAGGAAUUACUGGGUCUCAAUUCGAAUUCAGAAGUGGAUGAUCCACAAGUACGCAGUGUAUUGGAAGAGAUUAAAAGUGCAACGUUAGGUCACGAUUUAAAACAAAAUUCUAAUGAACAUCAGCAAACUAUAAAUUCUCCUUCGGAUAAUGAAGCAUCGCCAAUUAACGUGGAUAGUUCGCCGCAGCAACACGUAUCCUUACCAUGUCAUACUGAACGACCAGUUUCAAAUAUGCGGCACAGUUUAUGGCCUUGUGAAUUGUAUAUGCAACGGCGUCGUUUAUCGGAGUCAUUGAGUCGAUUACUUGAAGAAGAUUUUCGGUGGCAUGAUCUCAUUAAAUGGAAAUUUCAAAAAAUUUUUGGUGACGAUAGCGAUGACGAAUUCGCGACGUGCAGUCCAUCGAUUGAACUAAACGAAGUGCUCAUAUGCAGUUGCAUUCGUCGUAUCUCGCCAUGGAUGGUGAAACAUUUAAUGAAACCAAUGCGUGCUGGUCUCAUAUCCAACCGGUUUUUAUUUAAAAAACUGGCAAAACGUUUGGCGCAUUCAAUAGUUUUGGAAAAUCAAUACCCAGAUGAACGUUUUAUUAAACAAGCUGUUGAGGAGUACUUUUGCUUGCAUCAGGCUGUCGUCAAUAUGGAGGAUUUGGCCACUAUGCCCAGUCUAAACACAAUCAAUGAUAAUUUAAGUUAUUAGAAUAUAUUAAUAACAAAAUCACACAAUGAGAACUAUCUGUUCUUGAUCCUUGCUGCAAAAAUAACAUCUUGAGUUAUCCCUCCCUAUAUUAUUUCCUUUUAAAUGAAGCGUAUUGAAUAUACAAAUAAAUAAAUAUAGUACGAAAUUUCCG
Bactrocera tryoni is the source of this 1924-nucleotide messenger RNA. RefSeq lists its product as uncharacterized. NCBI's taxonomy places the organism in Eukaryota, Metazoa, Arthropoda, Insecta, Diptera, Tephritidae. The transcript has 4 exons. The record is from RefSeq and is a predicted model, not a curated record. Bases 79 to 1773 code for a protein of 564 amino acids.